Messenger RNA from Tarenaya hassleriana, 456 nucleotides. Its product is annotated as defensin-like protein 6. The record is from RefSeq and is a predicted model, not a curated record. The transcript has 2 exons. Bases 82 to 300 code for a protein of 72 amino acids. NCBI's taxonomy places the organism in Eukaryota, Viridiplantae, Streptophyta, Magnoliopsida, Brassicales, Cleomaceae. Gene Ontology annotation, biological process: defense response.
GCUACAUCACUUGGUUUCAGACAUAACACCAAAACAAAAAAAGAGAGAGAAUUUGUAAUACAUUCAAUCCAAAAGGAAAACAUGGAGAAGAAGUUCUUCCUUGUCUUCUUGUUUCUUCUCGUCGUCUUCGCAUCUCAAGGAGAGAGGGGGGAGGGGAGGAUGUGCCAGUCGAAGAGCCACCACUUCCACAGGACGUGCGUGAGUAACCACAACUGCGCCAUGGUCUGCCGCACCGAGGGCUUCUCCGGCGGCCACUGCGUCGGUUUCCGCCGCCGCUGCUUCUGCACCCGCCUCUGCUAGCUAUAGCUCCUGCAGUCCCUCCAAUAAUAAUAUUUUAACCACUUUGCUUUGGUUAUGCCUUCUGUGAUCUGUCUUUGUUCUAUGUUCGUCCCCUCGUCGUUUAUGUUUGUCCCCUCCCCUAGUUUAUAAUAAAAUAUUGUUUCGGUUUCGGCAAUA